AUGGAAGACCAAGUUUUCAACGCACUGCAGAAGAGCAACGACGAGGCCGCUGGCAAUGCGGCCUUGGUCAAAAACCUAUUUCUGAAGUUCAGCAUCCAGAGUCGGAUUUCGAUCGUUGUAAUAGCCACGUUUAAUGUCUUCGCGUCGAUUGUCGUUGUUGGGACUAUCUUGUACGACAGCUGGCGCCUUGCUGGCCUGAGAGUACCACGGAGGAGAUUGGAAUUUCUCACGACAAUACCUACCGCCCAUGUCUUCUCUAAUGCUCUCGCCAUUUCCACCAUUAUCCAAGGCACCGCUUUCAUUUCGGUACAGGCUAUGGGGCUUCAAGGUGUACGCGCCGCACACUGCCCAGUAUAUUCUCAAAUUACUUGGACCGCUACUUGGGUUGUUGCGUAUACGAUACUGGUAUUCAGCUUCGAAGCCGCAUUCCGGAGCAUUAGCCCAACUUACUCAACAUCUCCUUGUCGAAGUUCUGCUUCAGUCCAUUGGCUUAUCGUAAUUGUUCUCCUGCUUCUUACAUGGCUACCGUCCCAUUUCAGACCUGUUGUAAGAAGAGUCUGUAAUGCCGAUUUAACACAAUGGAUGGCCCCCUGGGCGGACAUCGGCACAGCCAUUACAUCUGCAACUAUUCUUUUCUUUCUUCUUAACGCCGCGACCUUGUCGAUACGACUUCGGCGACCUGGAAAAAUGAGCCUUGAGCAACAGAUCGCGACACGGAACCAAAUUUACUAUCUCGUUGUCAACGCUGUAAUAUUUGUAUUUACUUUACCGUUUUGGAUAGAAUUGACAACAUUUCGUUCUACGAAUGUACCGGCGAUGAUGAUGUCAAUUGUCAUAAACCUUUUCGGCAUUGUCAAUGGUGUGUUGUUCCUUCUGCUCCGUGCGAGUGGUCAGAACAUCAUUACUCGGUCCGCAAAUCCGAUAUGGUUCAUGAAGGCUCCAAGAAGAUAUACUGAUUCCACGGAAUUCGCUGUUGCCCAACAAAUGAUUAUGCCUGUGGGUCUCGAGCGAAAUAAUAGUGCGGUGAAGCAAGAAAAUUUUAUGGCCAAAAGGUUUACACAACGGCUUAUGCCAGAGUCACCAUUUGGAAAGGAAAAGACAUUUUCAGGAGCAAUGUUUCCCGAUGGUCGUAGCUCCAUGGAGCGUCUUACUGAACAUGUCCAGAAUAGACAAAGUUAUUCCACUUCUAACGAUUCGUCUCCGGGGACGUCAUCCAUUUUAUCUAUGACAGAUAUUGAUGAUCAAAUUCUUCUUCCUCCUCAGCCAUAUUUUAGCCAUCGACGGCGUUCUUCCGACAUAAGUGCGGCUACAGUGCAAAUUGGGCUAUGCCUGAGUGGCAUCCCGGUGCCACUUCCAGCACAACAGACACGAAGUUCUUCGAGGUUAGCAAACCUCCCAAUCCAUAUUCCGAGUCGCCUUCUUCCUUCCCGAUUCUCCAGUGUCAGCAACCCGUCGUCUCCAAGGCGGAGAAAGUCUCUGGACUCUCAUGCCACCAUGCACCCUUUGCAAGUCAAUCCCCCUUCGCCCAGCAAUCGCCUCCCUGGAUCUCCACAAUCUAUAAAGCAAAACGGCCUUCCCCCUAAUCCAAAAUUACCACAAACCACCCAAAGAGAACUAGAGGCAAAUAUAGGAUGGCCUCUAUCACAGGACACACCUCUUCUACCAAACAAAGCUUAUUCCCAAACUCGGUGGAUAUAA
Molecule: messenger RNA, 1698 nt
Organism: Ophidiomyces ophidiicola
Lineage: Eukaryota; Fungi; Ascomycota; Eurotiomycetes; Onygenales; Onygenaceae
Exons: 4
Coding region: 1-1698 (565 amino acids)
Source: RefSeq, a predicted model, not a curated record